Messenger RNA from Drosophila biarmipes, 1289 nucleotides. RefSeq names its product zinc finger protein 583. Gene Ontology annotation, cellular component: nucleus. Bases 5 to 1036 code for a protein of 343 amino acids. Lineage: Eukaryota; Metazoa; Arthropoda; Insecta; Diptera; Drosophilidae. Gene Ontology annotation, molecular function: zinc ion binding. The record is from RefSeq and is a predicted model, not a curated record. The transcript is spliced from 4 exons.
AAGGAUGCAUCCCGAAAUGGAGAGCCAGGGCCUGCAAUGUCGCAUCUGCUGGCUGCAGCCGAAGGACGAGUCCCUCAUGCCCACAGAGCCGGAUUUCCCGGACCAAGUCAAACGCUGCACGGGGGUUGAGCUGAGUCAGAGUCCCAACGGUUCCAAUCGUAUUUGCACCAGCUGCGCCCUGCUCCUCAGAGCGGCGCUCAAGCUGAGAUCCCUCUGCCAGGAGGCGGAGAAGAAGCUGCAGGAGCUGGAGAAGGAGGAGCAGGCUCUGGCGGAGAAGAAAAUGAAAGAGCUGCUGGAGAACAAUCUCCAAGAGCAGGCGGAGGAACUGCAGGAGUUUCACAUACAGAUUGUUCCCGAUGAGCAGGAAAGUGCCUCCAAAGAUCUGUCCAACAAGGAGCCUGCUGUCAGCGAUAGCGAGGUGGAGUACGAGUACCUGGAGUCCUACGACGUGACGCUGGAGAGCAACGACGAAGCGGCCUGUAGUGCCGAUGAAAUGGUUAGCAUAGAGCCGGUUAACUCUGCGCCCGAGGAAUCGGUCUGUUCACUGAGUCCCAAAGCGGUGGCAGCAGGGGAAGAUGACUCCGGCCAGGAUCCCUCCCUCGCCUGCAACAGAUGCCACAAAGUCUUCUCAGAGCUGGUCAAGCUAAACAACCACAUGAAAGUCCACCUUACAGAGAAACCUCACGAGUGCGAGAUAUGCCAUAAGCGCUUCCGGCAGACUCCACAGCUGACGAGGCACAUGAACACGCACACCGGCAAUCGACCAUACAAAUGUGAUUACUGCGAGUCCAGGUUCGCAGAUCCCUCCACGCGCAUAAAGCAUCAGAGGAUACACACCAAUGAACGGCCGUACAAAUGCAAGUUCUGCAGCAAGUCCUUCGCCUACUCCAACGUGCUCAGGGUCCAUCUGAAGACCCACACGGGGGAGCGACCCUUUAGUUGCCAGUUCUGCCAGAAGACCUUCUCUCAGCAGCAUCACAAAAACGCCCAUGAAAAAUCGCACAAGCGCACGAAAGAAGGGAAAAUGUGGGAGUGACGUUUGCGAAAUAUUAAGUACAAAUAAAUCUACAUUUUCCUGGCUUUUAAGAGGUUAUAUAACUUUUCUGAUAACCAGAAAUACAUUAUAAGUAAAGUGUAAGUAAAAUAAAACCAUUGCAUACUUAUUAAGACAAAAAUUGUACUCUAUUUUAUUGUUAACGUAAUAUUUUAAGUAGUUAAGAAUGUACUAUAUACACGAACGAUUACACCAUUUCACUAAUCAACGCGUGAACUCAUUUUCCAAAUGUAAA